Molecule: messenger RNA, 2820 nt
Organism: Candoia aspera
Lineage: Eukaryota; Metazoa; Chordata; Lepidosauria; Squamata; Candoiidae
Gene: INSYN2A
Product: inhibitory synaptic factor 2A
Exons: 4
Coding region: 6-1559 (517 amino acids)
Biological process (GO): inhibitory postsynaptic potential
Cellular component (GO): postsynaptic density
Source: RefSeq, a predicted model, not a curated record
GUACCAUGGGAAGUGAGGAACCCAGCAAAUGCUUGCUUGCGGCCUCUGAGAGUGAAGUUGAUUCAGCGACGUCACUUGCCUUAGAGAUGAAAUAUGCACUGGAUCCCAAUCGGCAGAUCAAGAAAAGAAACAAAGCCCUGCAGGUGAGAUUCAAAGACAUCUGCGAGGCCCAGAAUGAACAAAGGGACAAACAGCUCUCUCUCUUACAGCAGACUGACAGAAAGGAGGCAAAACCCAUUUCUUACAGAGCAGCUUACCGGAAAUACAUGACAGUGCCUGCCCGAAGAUCAAUCCCUAAUGUUACUAAAAGUACAGGAGUUCAGACUUCACCUGAACUUAAAAAGUGUUACCAGACGUUCCCUUUGGACCGGAAGAAGGGAAGUAUAAUCAAAAGCAUAGCUUCAGUUGACACUUUUCCGAGUCAAAACAAUGGAUUCUUAAUCGAUGUUAAAGAGAAAGACAGCAAAAUCUCAGGAGAGGCUGUUCAGUGUAGCAAGAAAGCUACUGGAUUUGUGACAGCUGAAUUUAUUUCACAUACUAAUGAACGCACCAAUGCAGUAGAGCUGCCUUCUGGGGACAACUGUUGGGAGACAUGUGUAAGCACUGAUUUGCACAGCUGUAGUAAAGAACCUCCUCCUCUCCAGAACUCAGCAGCUUCGGUUUUAGAAGAGCCUGAUUACCAGCUGCAUGACAAAGCAAAACACCACACUGGGCCAUUGAGGAACGAGGACGCUAAUCCAGCCAGCCAAGGAAAAGGGCUCAAGACAGAAGUAGCUUCUGUCUGCUUGCCUGCAUCUGGUUCACACACCUCACAGGCUGACCAGCAACAUUCUGCAGCAGCAGGGAAUGACUGGUCCCUGUGUCCAGCCGAGGAGGAGGAGAACAGAAGCAGAACUCUGCGUCUUAAUGGUCUGCAGUCACAAGCUGUAAGUGCAGCUCAGGCCUGUUCAACACAGGCACAAUGCCAGUCUGCCAAAUGUAACGAACAGACCCUUCAGGUAAAUAUUUCACAUAUGGAAGGAAAACAGCCUUGUCAGACAGCAGUUGCUGUGAGUGAAGGAUGUCAACAAAUUGUGCCUCACACAGAAGUGGUAGAUUUGAAAGCACAGCUACAGAUGAUGGAGAACUUGAUCAGCUCAAGUCAGGAAACCAUAAAGGUCUUGCUGGGUGUUAUUCAAGAGUUGGAAAAAGGAGAAGCUCAUAGAGAAGGAUAUUGUUCCAAGGGGAAAAACUUUAUGUCGAAAUCGGACCUUGACUAUGUAAUGAAAGCUUCUUCUCAUUUGUUGAGACUUGACCCAUUAAAACUUUCAUAUCGGACUGGUCAAGACACAUCCAAUUGUGACACCUGUAGGAACAGUGCGUGUAUAAUCUAUAGUGUGGAAUUAGAUUUUAAGCAGCAAGAAGACAAACUUCAGCCAGUUCUGAGAAAACUUCAUCCUAUUGAGGAAACUCAGGUUGCACCUUUGCCUUAUUCUCAGGAGAGUUACUCCUCAACUCCCAAGCAAAAAUCCAAAACUGAAUCAAAAAAGCAUGGAAGAUGGAAACUUUGGUUUCUUUAACUAAGUCCGUAAUAUAUGGAAUUAAAGGUCGCCUUCAUUAUUUUUUAAAAAAAAACUACAUCCACAUGAACUUGUGGAGUUUUAAAAAGAGGAUCCUAGUAAUUUGAACAGGUGACUGUCAGCAAGUGUUACUCUGACAAUAUUAAGAAAGCAUUCUUUCUCACCAUAUGUACCAAAAAGGCCUUUGUACCUAUGAAUGAACUUUCAGGAGUAAGGCAUUCAAAUUGCAUACCUUGCCAACUUUUUAUUUCAAUUUCACCAGUGUGGGAUGUUAAAGAAUUUUUAAAACCAGGAUAGAAAUUCAUGUUAGCAAAAGGCAAAAAUAUAAUUACUUGCCCACAGUUCCUUUGAUUGUUAAAAAUAACAUUUUAAUGUUAUAUUGCAACUUUAUUCACACCAGAGUGGGUAUCAGUCCAGUUUUUGUUUUCAUUCUUUGGUUUCUUUCUUGUAAAAGAAAGAGCAGAACCUUUCCCCCUGAAGGCCUUCACUGUAUAUUUAAUUUUUCACAUAUGCUGGGGUGGGUAGUACCAUUUUCAGCACAUAGAUAUCCUGAGGAAAGCACAAUAUUUUCAAAUGGUUUGAGACCAUGAAUAACCUUUAAGAUGUGAUUAUGUGUAUACUUGCCUUUCUGUGCUGUAGCAUUAUGCCAAGUGAUUGCACCUCAGUGAAAUGCUGGCACCUUUAAUUUACUGUCAUUUUCAUCACACGACCUACUGCUCACUUUGGAUGGUGAGCAGUCAAAAGCCACCUAAAGUCAGGGCAUGCCUUUAAUUACUGACAGUUGACAGGGUCAAAGCUAAGGACACUAAGCUCUCUUAGAUGUUAUUUUUAAUCUGUUGGUACCCAACAGCUAAAACUGUAUGUUCUGGCACCAUAUUUGGAAUGGGGGAAAGAGAAGGGAAGACAUGCAUAAUAGUAAGUAACAGAUCAUUGGCAGCUGCCACAAUUUAAUACACUUUUGUAAUUUAGUCUCGAGAAAACACUAUACUCUCUUGACACACUGUGCCAGAAAUUUUAUAAUGUAUUGUGUUGUGCUUUAUAAAAGUUCACAAGAGCCUGGCAGUUUUGCACAUCAAAGGAAGACACUGAACCAUCCUAAUCCUUCUAUUAAAAUAGUGUUAGCAAAUGAGAACAUGAAUGAAAAUGAUGUGCAAUUAACAGUUUAAGAGUAGUUACACAUAUUGAACAAAUACUCUACUAGUUAUUUCUAGACACUUAAUUCCCAUCAGUUUCAAAGGCAGGGGAUCAAGCACAUAGUUAA